Sclerotinia sclerotiorum 1980 UF-70 is the source of this 1143-nucleotide messenger RNA. RefSeq lists its product with no specific name. Lineage: Eukaryota; Fungi; Ascomycota; Leotiomycetes; Helotiales; Sclerotiniaceae. The record is from RefSeq and is a predicted model, not a curated record. The transcript is spliced from 3 exons. The coding region runs from base 1 to 1143 and encodes 380 amino acids.
AUGUCCAUGCCCAAAAAUAUGAGCCAUGCUAGCACAGAUGUUGUCGCAGCGGUGCCUCGCCACCUCGAUGACAUGGCAGAGGCUUACGAAAAUUUGAUUGCCAGUGCCGGGCCUGGUGGUCCCACUGCAGCUGGAAGUAAGCUCCGGGAUAGGGAUCACGACAUGUCGAAUCACCACAAGAAGGUCUUGAAUUCCUGCCUGCAAAAAGAAAUUCACGAGCAUAACGAUACUCGCGCAAAGCUUCAGCAUAUGCAGGCAGUCCUUAUGACUGCAGAAGGCCACUCUUCAAGCCUCAAUAUCUAUGCAGCGGAUCUCUAUGAGUCUAGUAAGAGUCAUCUCAAGAGAGCUAACAUUGCAGAAGAGGCUUUACAUAUCAGUCGGAUGGAAUUGAUGCAUGCUCAUUACUUUAGAACGAGCCUUGCAUCGCUCUCCAAUGCGGAUGGUGGAGCCUCAGGACACCCAGAAAGAGGCCAGAUCAUGUUGACGAUUCCCAUAGAUGUCAAGGGCAGAUGUUGCACUUGUACUGGUAGAAAAAGUCAAGAGAUCAUCAACUUUAGGUUGAGAAUACCUCUUGAAGUAGAUGAUGGAAAAUGCGUGUGUGAGGGUGGAUCAGGACCUACUAUACACGAAAUACACCAACCGACAUUGAUUCAUUUCGGAGUGAAUGUGGAUGAUUUUCCGCAUAGAAGCACACCUCAACAAGGCCAAAUCAGUCCUUUAUGGUUGGAUGGGAAUACGCAAGAUGUGACGGGGGCAACUAACCCCGGUGCUGGAAACGUCCAUACGCUCCACGCUCAGAGAAUCAAUCUUGUCAAUGACAAUUCUGUGGGCAACACACAGGCCACUAAAACCAAUAAUCCGAAGACGGAUGCAGUAGCACCUCAAUCCAGAGCGACCACGGACAAUAGCGUCGGGAAACAUGGUCCAGCCAGGGCCGGGCUCAGAGUCGCUGUGGACCGUUCCGGCUCACCUUCCAUCUACGAUGGUAAUACUUUGAAGUCUCCUGCGAGCAAACCAUCGGAUUGCAUUGAAAUUGCCAAGGAUUUCCGUCGAAAAAGCCAUACACCAAGCUCCCAGUCUAGAACUAACUGUGUGAACGAAGUGAAUGACUUCAAUUCAAUUACUACUGUAAUAAAGAACUAA